AUGGUGGUAUCAGUAGCCGUGGAUAUCGGCGCUGUUGAAGUGCUGGUAUCAAUCUCCUCAAACUCUGUCAAACAGCCUUACGAGACUGGGAUCGAGGAACCCACCGUCGCCUCUGACAAACUAAUUGUAGUCGUGACAGUGGAUGUCACUGUCGAAGCUGUCAAUGCAGCUAGCGGAGUGCCAGUCACGACAGGAAUAGUUGUGUCGGUUUUGGUGUUUGUGACUGUCGAAGUCACGGUGCUUGUUGAGGAAACCGCAGCGCCACUGUAUCUCGACGAGUAG
This is a messenger RNA of Cladophialophora bantiana CBS 173.52, 282 nucleotides long. RefSeq lists its product as uncharacterized. NCBI's taxonomy places the organism in Eukaryota, Fungi, Ascomycota, Eurotiomycetes, Chaetothyriales, Herpotrichiellaceae. The record is from RefSeq and is a predicted model, not a curated record. The transcript is spliced from 2 exons. Bases 1 to 282 code for a protein of 93 amino acids.